AUGCAGGGAUUGUCCAUCCAAAGUCUCAAAAGGCACAAGGCCUUGAUUCCUUUGUACUUCUGUACUGCUUUGGGUUGCCUUGGGGCUGGAUUCUACACCCUCAGGUUGGCACUACGUAACCCUGAUGUACAAUGGAAUCGUGAUGGACAAAUCUCUAACGAGGAAUUUAGAGCCAAACAAUACAAGUUCUACUCCCCCAACGUAGAUUACUCUAAACUGGAAAGCCCAGCUCCAAAAUAUUAG
Brassicogethes aeneus is the source of this 243-nucleotide messenger RNA. NCBI's taxonomy places the organism in Eukaryota, Metazoa, Arthropoda, Insecta, Coleoptera, Nitidulidae. The record is from the annotation of a GenBank genome assembly.